Messenger RNA from Carassius gibelio (silver crucian carp), 1986 nucleotides. Its product is annotated as very-long-chain 3-oxoacyl-CoA reductase-B. Lineage: Eukaryota; Metazoa; Chordata; Actinopteri; Cypriniformes; Cyprinidae. The record is from RefSeq and is a predicted model, not a curated record. The transcript is spliced from 11 exons. Gene Ontology annotation, molecular function: oxidoreductase activity. Gene Ontology annotation, cellular component: endoplasmic reticulum. The coding region runs from base 111 to 1049 and encodes 312 amino acids.
CGGAAGCGGAUGUUCUUCAAUCCAUCCUGAACACUAACGUGCCGACACUACCUACACCCAUCGUUAUUUGUAGCAAACACAAGUGAAAAACAGUUGUGAUUUUGCGUGUGAUGAUGGAGCUGCUGACAGAUGCACUGUACUGGAUCGGGGCUGUCACUGUGGCCUGGCUCUCGGUCAGUACUCUGUGCUGUCUGCUCAGCGGGAUUCGCGUGUGGAUUGUGGGCAAUGGAAAUUUGAUGCGGGCGACCAAACUCGGGAAAUGGGCAGUUGUGACUGGGGCCACCGAUGGAAUUGGAAAAGCCUAUGCGGAGGAGCUUGCUCGACAAGGUUUUGCUAUCGUUCUCAUCAGCCGUACUCAAGAGAAGCUGGAUGAAGUGUCCAAAGCCAUCGAGAGCAAGUAUAAUGUCGAGACCAAAACCAUUUCUGCUGACUUUGGCUCUGUGGACAUCUACUCUAAGAUUGAGUCUGGACUGGCCGGACUUGAAAUCGGAGUUUUAGUAAACAAUGUUGGAGUGUCUUAUUCCUACCCUGAGUUCUUCCUCGACAUACCUGAUAUUGACAGUUUCAUCAACAGUAUGAUCAACAUCAACAUUACCUCAGUUUGUCAGAUGACACGACUGGUACUGCCCCGGAUGGUAGAGAGGUCAAAAGGAGUGAUCUUGAAUGUUGCUUCUGCGAGUGGCAUGUACCCAGUUCCUCUCCUCACCCUCUACUCCUCCUCAAAGGCCUUUGUGGACUUCUUCUCCCGUGGACUUGAGGCUGAGUACAAAAGCAAAGGGAUUAUUAUACAGAGCGUGCUGCCAUUUUAUGUGACAACAAAACUGAGCAAGAUCAGGAGGGCCACUCUUGACAUCCCCUCUCCGGAACGCUACGUUAAAGCCCAGCUGAGCACUGUAGGCCUGCAGACUCAGUCCAAUGGUUACUUCCCUCAUGCCGUCAUGGGUUGGGUGACUACUGCUCUGCUUCCUGCGAAACUGCUCAACAAAUAUGUUAUGAGCAUGGGGUUGUCCCAGCGUGCACGCUAUCUGAAGAAACAGAAGCAAGGUUAGAAGCAGAAAAAGGACAGACAGAGGGAUGAAGGGAUGGUGUGAUUAAAUGAAAGGAGGGACCAACCAAAAAAAAAAAUCACACCCAACUGCUUCUGGGAUGGUUCAAAACAAGCAAAGUAUUUUCUAGACAUUAGAAUGGUUUAUUGAGUCAUAACUUACUAAAACACGAUUUGCUUGAACAGCCUUCGCUGACCAACACAGCUCUUAUUAGCUUGGUAAGACAAAGCUGAAGUUCUUUGUAUCCUAACAGUCACUUACAGCAUUGAUCAGUACAGUUUGUUUGGUUUUCUUUCAUGUUUAAAGAGAGUAAAUUGGUAGUUAUCUGAUAAUAGUGAUCUGAUGAACAUGAACAAUGAAAAAAAAAAAGAAAAAAGUUCCCAACCUGAUUGCGGUUUCUAUUCGUGCAACAACAUGUCUAUUAAUGUAAUCAAAAGAUUUGCAAGUGAAAUUAAGCAGGUUGCCCGCAAUCAUUUAAAAAUUGCAUCUGCAGCAUCUACAAAAUGGUGCACCUAUAAAUCUUGGUCCAUUUUUGCUUUUUUUCUUCUGACUCAGCAGUUGUUUACAAACUAAAAGCACGACAUGAACUAUUUGUGCCCAUCACAGAUGGCACUGUGCGUUCUAUCUUUAGAGCAUCUUUUUGGAAGAAGAUGUGAUUUUAUAUGGCACUAACAUUGUUGUGGGAGGUCCGUGUACAUCCGGUGUACAGUUCUGAAAACAGUUAAUUCGAAAUCUAAGGCUGUUGUUCCGUUAUGGUCUGGUCUAUGACAAAGCAGUAUUUGCUCCAAAACAAUUCUUAGAAUUCCUGAAUUCAUAAUAAAUGAUACGGUUGUGAAAAACUUUUACAAGAUAAAUGUCUAAAGUCUGCAACAACAGAUUUAAUGCACUCAGUAUGCCUGCUUGUGAAUUGAUCCUGCAAAUAAAAGCAUCUUUCUAAUAA